GGUGAAGACAUCCUUGAAUAGCAAGUAAUAAUAGAGCCUGUGCUCAGUUCUAGCUUGUAGAUCGGCACGAGAAUCGCCCAAUCCAACUUGAUCUGGACUGAUGUUGUGUCCAAUAACAUGGAGUCUUAAUUCAUAGCAUCUAAUGAUCACAGAAUUCCAGAAAGAAUGACAGAGCCUUGCUACGCAUUCUGUUCGUGGGACCACGAUGGCUGUACAGCAGGCUUGUCUGAAGAUGGCCAAUGUCAAGGGUCUUGUGGCAAUUCUUCAGGGCAUCAAGUCUUCCCACAAAGCACAGCUGUGUACUAUGUCCAUCAACAGUGAUGGCAUCGCCAUCCGCUGGGAGGACGCCUCGAAGAGCCUGCAAUCGUCUGUGUGGCUCUCCUCUGAGCUCUUCUCGCAUUACGAUUGCCCCUGGGCCAGAAAGCCUCUGGGUCUGCACUUUGCGCGAUUUGUGGACACUCUCAAUGUCUUCGCGCUGGGCUCGGGAGCAGAGCUUGUGCUCAGAUUCCCUGGGCCGAAUGAGGAGCUCAUCUGCGAGAUGACAGAGGAUGGCAGCAUGGCGCAGCUCUGCACCUAUGCGCGCAUAGACAGCGUGGAGGUGCCCUUCACUGGAGACUUGAUGGACUCCUGGGAGGAUCCAGCGUCUUUCUUUCUCAUGAAUGGAGACGAUUGAGGAUCUGGAGUGGCCCUCGGGGGGUCUGACAGUGGAG
This is a messenger RNA of Coccomyxa subellipsoidea C-169, 710 nucleotides long. RefSeq lists its product as hypothetical. The record is from RefSeq and is a predicted model, not a curated record. Gene Ontology annotation, biological process: DNA repair; DNA damage checkpoint signaling. NCBI's taxonomy places the organism in Eukaryota, Viridiplantae, Chlorophyta, Trebouxiophyceae, Coccomyxaceae. Gene Ontology annotation, cellular component: checkpoint clamp complex. The coding region runs from base 206 to 673 and encodes 155 amino acids. The transcript is spliced from 5 exons.